Cylicocyclus nassatus is the source of this 8226-nucleotide messenger RNA. The record is from the annotation of a GenBank genome assembly. Lineage: Eukaryota; Metazoa; Nematoda; Chromadorea; Rhabditida; Strongylidae.
UACAGCAUCUGCUUGGGCAUUUAGCACCAACACAAAGGUUCUAAAAUGUCUCGUGCUCAUACCACGGAAAAAGCUGAGGCAUAUGCUCAAGAGCUGAACAGGAAGCGAAUACUUCAAGCAACAGAGGAAGAUGCUGAAAAUAAUGAAAAUGGGUCAGACAAGAUUGCAUUUGGCGCAGCAGGGCAAUAUGAUACAGAUGUGUAUGGAAGUGUUCGUGGCAAUAGAAGUGGCAAAUACCUUGAUUCAAUCAAUACUGCAGAUGAGGAUGACAUCGAUGAAGAUACCAUCGUACCUGUGAAUAAGAAAUCAGUCAAUGCUCCUGCUAAAUUCAUACAUGAAGCAGCUCACACUGGUGGUGAUGAGCCCGAUCCAUUUGCGGAAACUCGUACUAAGACAAUCAUAGAAAGGCAAGCAUCCAAAUAUGCAGAACGUGCUCGACACAGAGCUAUCUCUCCAGAUCGAGUUGAUGCAUUCAUUGACCAAACACCCGAUCAGAGGAACCGUGGUUAUGCAGAGAUCAUGAAAGAGCAGCAGUAUAAAGAGGAGAAGGGAAAGGUUGAGAAAGAACUUGCCGAUCGAGCCAAAUCUGGUGAGUUACAGUCAGUUGCAGCUCCAGAAAAGAAGAGGGGACGUUGGGAUGAGACUCCAUCACACGAGGUACUUGGUGCUGGAUCAGCAACACCCGGAGGUGCCACUCCAGGUGGGGCACCACGUAAACGUUUAGGGAUCUCCAGUAUCAGCGCAGACGCGGCAACGCCGCACGUGGCGAGAUGGGAAGAAACGCCAGCUCAUGCAAAUGCAACCGAUGCUACACCAUCUGUCAAUAGGUUCGAUUCAACGCCAUCAACGCAGACCCCACGAAGAAAUCGGUGGGAUGAAACACCACGCGAGAGCGUACGUGAUACCGGAUCUAUGACUCCUGGAUGGGGAAUGGAAACUCCUGCUCGUGCCACAGACGAUGUCAAGGUUGAAGACACUCCCUCAGCUUCAAAACGUCGUUCAAGGUGGGAUUUGACACCUUCGCAAACUCCAGCUGCCGGAUCGGCUACACCGCAGCCUGGUUCAGUAACACCCUCAUUUACACCAAGCCAUGGAAGCACACCUGCUGGUGGGCUGACGCCAGGAGGAGCUACACCAUUGGGAACGCCAGCAAUGGGAAUGAAAACUCCCAUGGCGCCAGUGGCUAUGACCCCAGAGCAGAUGAAAAACUUUCUGUGGGAGAAAGAGCUGGAUGAUAGAAAUCGUGCUCUUAGUGAUGAAGAACUGGAUGCACUGUUUCCUCCAGGUUAUAAGAUCUUGCCGCCUCCAGCUGGUUACAUGCCGUUGAGAACUCCGACACGUAAGCUUAUGGCUACUCCCACACCGCUAGGAGGCAUCGCUGCCGGAGGAUUUUUUAUGCAGGGAACUCCAGAGAGAGAUGGGCUUGGUGAUAAAGGCGUGGGAGGUAUUCUCGACACACAGCCAAAAAAUCAGGAUCUUCCACCGCUCAAACCGGAUGAUAUGCAGUAUUUCGACAAGCUGCUUAUGGAUGUUGACGAGAGUACUUUAACGAAAGAGGAGCUGAAUGAGCGUGAAAUUAUGACACAUCUGCUAAAAAUCAAAAACGGUCUGCCACCGCAGAGAAAAAGUGGAUUGAGAAAGAUAACAGAAAAUGCUCGAAAAUACGGUGCAGGACCACUUUUCAACCAAAUUCUUCCGCUGUUGAUGUCACCUUCACUAGAAGAUCAGGAACGCCAUCUUAUGGUUAAGGUAAUCGACCGUAUACUGUACAAGUUGGAUGACUUGGUUCGUCCAUAUGUGCACAAAAUUCUCGUAGUCAUUGAACCGCUUCUCAUUGACGAGGAUUAUUACGCCCGAGUUGAAGGUCGUGAGAUCAUUUCCAACUUGGCUAAGGCCGCCGGUCUGGCGACUAUGAUCUCAACAAUGAGACCCGAUAUUGAUAACGUUGAUGAGUAUGUGCGUAACACCACUGCCCGUGCGUUUGCUGUCGUUGCUUCUGCGCUUGGUAUCCCUGCGCUGCUUCCUUUCCUGAAAGCUGUGUGUAAGAGUAGGAAAAGUUGGCAGGCGAGACAUACAGGUAUCAAAAUUGUCCAGCAAAUGGCCAUUCUUAUGGGUUGCGCUGUUUUACCGCACUUGAAGGCUCUUGUUGAAAUUGUUGAAGGAGGAUUGGAGGAUGAGCAGCAGAAGGUACGAACGAUUACUGCGUUGUGUUUGGCUGCACUGGCUGAGGCUGCUACGCCAUACGGUAUCGAAGCAUUCGACUCCGUGCUAAAACCCUUGUGGAAGGGUAUCCGAAUGCAUCGUGGUAAAGGUUUAGCCGCUUUCCUGAAGGCCAUUGGUUACCUUAUCCCACUUAUGGACGCCGAAUACGCUUCGUACUAUACUAAGGAAGUGAUGCUUAUUCUUAUUAGAGAAUUCGCUUCACCCGAUGAGGAAAUGAAAAAGAUUGUGCUCAAGGUAGUCAAACAAUGUUGCGCCACAGAUGGUGUGGAAGCACCAUACAUCCGCGAUGAAAUCUUGCCACAUUUCUUCAAAGCGUUUUGGACUCAGCGUAUGGCUAUGGACAGGAGAAACUACAGACAACUUGUGGAUACAACCGUAGAGAUGGCCCAGAAGGUGGGAAGCGCUGAAAUGAUUGCGAGAAUCGUCGAUGACUUGAAGGAUGAAAAUGAGCAGUACAGGAAAAUGGUCAUGGAAACCGUUGAAAAUAUCGUAGCAUUACAAGGUGCCAAUGAGAUUGAUUCUCGCUUGGAGGAGCAAUUGAUUGAUGGUAUUCUAUACGCCUUCCAAGAACAAACGCAAGAAGAUGCCGUUAUGCUUGAUGGUUUUGGAACUGUAUGCAAAGGCUUGGGAAGACGUACAAAACCCUAUCUGCCCCAAAUCUGUGGUACCAUUCUAUGGCGUUUGAAUAAUAAAUCGGCUAAAGUUCGACAACAGGCUGCUGAUCUUAUUGCUCGAGUUGCUCCGGUGAUGCACAUCUGUGAAGAAGAGAAGCUUAUGGGUCACUUGGGUGUUGUGCUGUACGAGUACCUUGGAGAAGAAUAUCCCGAGGUACUUGGUUCAAUUUUGGGUGCUCUGAAAUCUAUUUGCAACGUGAUUGGAAUGACAAAGAUGACGCCACCUAUCAAAGAUCUCCUGCCCAGGUUGACGCCUAUAUUGAAAAAUCGUCAUGAAAAAGUACAAGAAAACUGCAUUGAUCUUGUCGGCGCAAUCGCCGAUCGUGGAUCAGAAUUUGUGUCGGCUCGUGAAUGGAUGCGUAUCUGCUUCGAACUUCUCGAAUUACUGAAAGCACACAAGAAGAGUAUACGGCGAGCUGCGAUCAAUACGUUUGGAUUCAUUGCCAAGGCCAUCGGUCCCCAUGACGUACUAGCGACGUUGUUGAACAACUUGAAAGUGCAAGAACGACAAUUGCGUGUUUGCACUACCGUAGCUAUCGCCAUUGUCGCGGAAACCUGUGCACCAUUCACAGUGCUACCAGCUAUCAUGAAUGAAUACCGAGUACCGGAGAUGAACGUGCAGAACGGAGUCUUGAAAGCUUUGUCGUUCAUGUUUGAGUACAUCGGUGAAAUGGCCAAAGACUACAUCUAUGCUGUCACGCCACUUCUUGUUGACGCUAUGAUGGAGCGAGAUCAAGUGCAUAGGCAAAUCGCUAUCGAUGCCGUUGCGCAUCUCUCUUUAGGUGUAUAUGGAUUUGGCUGUGAAGAUGCCUUAUUGCAUCUGUUGAAUUACGUAUGGCCAAAUAUGCUAGAGAACUCCCCUCAUCUCAUUCAACGAUAUAUAUUUGCUUGUGAAGGAAUGCGCGUCUCUUUGGGACCCAUUAAGGUUCUCCAGUAUUGCUUACAAGCUCUAUGGCAUCCAGCUCGCAAAGUGAGGGAACCGGUGUGGAAGGUCUACAAUAACCUCAUCCUUGGCUCGCAGGAUGCCCUUGUAGCCGGCUAUCCGCGUAUCGAGGACACCGAUCAACAUACAGACGAUGUGAUGUGCCCGGCAGAAGUGGUGGCGGAAAAUGGAGCAGAAACAAGAACGUCAGUACGUGCUCGGGUGGAUUUGCACACUACCGACCAAUGUCGUUGUAUGCGGGAGGCCACGACAUCACAAAAAACGAAAGGCCAACUAUGUCAAAAAAGCCACAAUGUUAUAGUGGUUGGUAACAGUGAAAUGGGAAAACUAUUCUCGCCUGGCACCUUCUUCAGCAUUGAAGCCAAUGACAAACAUCGAACCCAGAUUGUCAUCAAAGUGGAUGAGUUCAUUGAAAAGGAGAAAGGAGAAGUUGUCAUCUCUUUGGAUCGUUCUUCGCUUGGAGAGGCUGUAUCAAAAACAUUCACGUCGACUGGUGGUGUAUAUGUAACAGCUGAGAAGAAGAAAGUCGAAGAAGUCACGUUGGAUAACAUACAGCUUACGUUCAAGGAACUCUAUAUGAGCCGUGCUGACAUGUGGCGAUAUCGCUCGAGGUUGAUAAACACGUGUGCUUAUUUAGACAAACAGCUGCGACAUUUCAACAUCACUACGAAAGUGUCGGAUUUGUGGCAAAAAGGUAUGAUUGUGCGGAGCGGCUUCGUCUCAUCCGACACCCGUGUUGUGUUCCGUUCGAGUAGCAGCUCGAUUCUCAUAUACAUCCAAAUGAGUUCUGAGAUGUGGCAGUUGGAUCCGCAAGGUGACCUCUACUUUGAGAAAUGUGUGAAAGGUUUCAUGGCAGAGCUGUUUACCAAAUGGCAUAUGAACUCCAGUGCGCACUACGUGUCGAUUAUUCUUUGCUCACGCUUUUAUCUGUUGGGUGAUGUUGAUAAAGACGUCGCAGAGCAGUUGGGCCCUAGCGCACGCGACCACCGUGGACGAUAUUUCCAGGAUUUCUACCGAUUACUGGUGCAGAAUGAACAUUACGAAGAUUGGAGUCACGUUCUGUCCACGAUAAAACUUUCAUUCAACAACUACCAGGAGACCAUACAAGAUGUACUAGCAGCAAACUAUCCGAACUUGAAGGGUCGAUGGGAGAUUUCUACGGCUGCGGAUGGUAACUUCCUGCAAGUGUUGAACAUGAGUAUGAACUCGUUCAGUGUCUACCAUACCGAUAGGAGGUUUGAAACAACUGGACAACAGAUAAUUUUUGUGACUCCUGGAGGUGGUGUGCUGAAUGUGGAUCGAGAGAUGGUAAACAUGACCAAACAAAGAAUCAUUGACAUGGGAAUAUCACUUGACAUGGUUUGUCUGGGAGAGCAACCUCUGCAUGCGGUUCCUUUGUUCGUGUUUCACAAUCGCUGGAAUUCUUCGCAACCUUUUGAAGACUACUUCAUACCUCACUGGAUGAACUACUCGUAUUAUCGAAUGAGUAAGCGUAGCGCGAUAUCGAUCAACUUCCGGCCUCGAAUUAACCUACCAAAUGCUAUCUUGUCUGCCCCGCGUACUUUGGUUAUGGAUGGUGAGACAAUACAGCAUUGUGAUAUGCAAGCAUAUGACGUAGAGGCAUUCUCGAAGCUAUUGACUCCUACUAAAUUUGGUGAAAAGGGUAAGUCUCAGAACUUGCUGGACGAGUUGAACAGAGAGUUAGGCUUACCACCCGAACAAACUGAACCAGUCCCUUUGCAGCCUUACGAGAGAUCGCUCUCAGCUCGUGUAGGACCGAGUUCGCUAGAUAAUGCGGGGAGCGCCUUUGGAAUACGCAACGGCAUUGAAAGUGGAUCGUUGGAGCAGAAGCGUUUUGUUGGAGGAGCUCACUCUCUGCAUGCAACUAAUAGCAGACGCGGAGCACCUACUCUUAGCCGUCGCAGUACAGCUGCACAUGUGGAUGCCAUUCCACACCGUUCGCUCAUAAAUCCUUUUCGUCCGGAUCAGUUUUAUGUGCGAAUCACAGCAAACCGACGACGAUGGAUUCAUGUCUUUCCUGUUGACGAGAUGGGACGCUCAAAACUCGCUCAUCAUUACGUUGAUGGGACCUGUGCUGUACGCAUGAAUAUGAUUGAUGAGGCACCACCAGUUGAGAACAACAUCGAUAUGAGCACAAGAGAGAAUGGCGUAUCGGGUUCCCCAUCUCGUAGAAGUGAACGUCCCGAAUCUCCUCUAGUUGCUAAUGGUCCACCAACCGAGAGCACUACCAGCACGGCUACAGUAAACAUGAAAAAUGACGAUUUUACUCCCGUAAGACGCGCUGGUGAAGCGAAGAAAGAACAGACUCGUGUAUGGGCAUGGGGUUCAACAGGAGAGGAAAAGUGGAAUCCUGAUAUGGAGAUCGGCAUGGAUUGGAAAUCUUUGGUUAGAUCUGCGCUGCUUCCAAUCACCACAGACUAUUUCCCUGACGGAUUGACUCUUCUCAAGGAUUAUCUUUACACUGAACAUCAGAUUUCUGUUGUUAACGACCAUGGUACACGAGCGAAAAUGGACAUAAAUCAACUAUCGCGGCUGGUUUUUGAUCAGCUGAUUUGUCAACGGUUGCAACGUGGUUUCCAAAUCAUCCUUAUGUCAAAGCCUUUGAUCCAUGUCGCUAUCAAGCAGAGCUUGUUCACUCCUAUAAACACCGAACAAACGGAAUGCAGCAUGUCUUUCAACAAGAUUGUUCACCGACUGGUUCUAGUUGGUUCUGAUAUCACGGUGACGGUCUUCUAUCCGAAACGAAAUCGCGAAGCGGAAUCAAGCCCUCCACCGUGCAUGCAGCCGUAUUCCUACUUCUUCCAGGUACCCGUCUACCCGAACAGUCAGCUCGUGCCUGGCCAGGUGCCCGAUGAGCAAUCAUAUGAAAGGAGUACAACAAGUUUCAAGCCACAUAAUCUUGAUAAACUGAAUUGGAGCUUGUUGGAUUGCAACAUCAAAUAUAGAAACAAUUCACAAAUGUUCAAGGAAGAAAUGAAAAGCUACUCAUCGAGAUUUAUGAUGGUCCCACAGCCGGAGACCCCCAACAUUGUGCAACGAAUGCUCACCGAGCAAUUAUGUGGAGCCUCCUUCCGAUCUAUCGAAGGGACUCCGAGAUCUCCUCUGCUCUAUGACAGCAUGAUAAGAGUGCUUUUGCAAAUCAAUCGGCUAGUCCGACCACCUUCGACGUCGCCUGCAGUUCACUCCCAGCGCGACCUGCCGCCUCGAACUGAGCUCACUGUGGCAAACUACGAACAGAUCCUUGCACGAUUCAAGCAGAGUGGUUUUGUGGGAAUAACCAGUCAAAACCCAGCCGCUGUCCAUCCACCAAAUAUGUUCCUUUCUUAUGAUUUUGUGAAUUGGCUUACUGCUGGAAAUGUGAAAGAAUUGGUGACGCGUGAAAGUGCAAUUAAGUUCGCUAAUGACAUGGUCGACCUUGAGACGAUUCAAAUUGUACGAGCCACAGACACCGAGUACGAUGAACUCGAGUCUUGCGUUUCGUCCGAAUCGGAAGCACGAUUGUUCCGCUAUGGUUUUCAGUUAUGUGCAUUAGUAGAUCCAGAUCGCGAUAAGGAGUCUCCCCAUCAGUCGUACAGUCGGUUCAUGCGGGUCGAGUUUGUCCCAAACUGCUCUCCACUAGGUCCACUUGGAGAUUGCCGCUUUAAGCAAGCUGCAAUUGAUCUCGAUUUUACACCACGUGAUCCCUUUCCUCUUGGAGAGUGGGGAAGAAUAGUUUACGAUAGAUCAUACUGUGAAUCAAAAGCGUUUGAGCUGAGCGUAAAAUGGUUUAUGGCAACUGGCCAAACGGUUGCCGACACCAUUUACACCUGGCAGUCAAAGAUUUCCAAAGAGAAGUUCUAUCUAUUCCCCGUACCAGAGGAUCCGAUCGCUUUACCGAAAGAUGUUAAUUCUAAUCCUCUUCGUUGUCCCAUACGUGUUCAAGUGCAGCAGAACAUCGUUCCCGAGCAUAUGCUGGAGCAAACCUUGCAGCAUUUGCUGUUCUGUUUCGGUUUUUGUGCUAUGGAAUGUCCAGUAGAGCAUGCGACAGUAAGAGGCUCAUCCUUUACAAGUAAAGACAAAGAGUCCAUCAUGAGAAAAUCAGCAACUGGAUCGUCUCUGUAUAUGCAUCAGACGGGUGGAAUGUUUGUGUCACUUGAGAGACCUACGGAUAAACCCAUAUUCUUUUUCUGGGCAUGGAACCAUAUGCUUACGAAGAAGUAUAGACAGGAUAGUCAAUGUUCGGAAGCGUUCCAAGACUACAUGCUACGAGAAUUCCGAAAAUAUUGUGGAAAUAUCGACAACAAACUCUAUGAUUUCUAUACAUCUAUGCCUCAAACAAUAGUUUCAACAUCUUUACCUAAUUUUGCUCAGGUUGAAUUGAUUUAG